Messenger RNA from Colletotrichum orchidophilum, 297 nucleotides. RefSeq lists its product as uncharacterized. The coding region runs from base 1 to 297 and encodes 98 amino acids. The transcript has 2 exons. The record is from RefSeq and is a predicted model, not a curated record. Lineage: Eukaryota; Fungi; Ascomycota; Sordariomycetes; Glomerellales; Glomerellaceae.
AUGCAUUUGAGCGGCUUCGCCUUCGCGUUGUUGUUGGUGUCAGAAGUAGCCUUUGCCGCACCGAGACCUCGAGGCAUGCGAGGCGAGGCUCUCGCCAUUACGCUCAUCCCCCGGGAGUUUAGCGACUUUGCGAAACGAAACAAGCCCUCCGCCCAGCAAAUCGCCGCCAACGGACACGCAUGCGGGAAUGCAAUUCAGCAAGGCGUUUGUGAUAACGGGAGGUGUGGCAAUUUCGUCGCUCCGACGGGUUUUGAGGUAGUACCAGGCGCCGAUUCACAAUGCGGAGGAGUAGUAUGA